Messenger RNA from Lucilia cuprina (Australian sheep blowfly), 1696 nucleotides. RefSeq names its product 26S proteasome non-ATPase regulatory subunit 7 (gene Rpn8). Gene Ontology annotation, molecular function: protein binding; metallopeptidase activity. Lineage: Eukaryota; Metazoa; Arthropoda; Insecta; Diptera; Calliphoridae. Bases 172 to 1185 code for a protein of 337 amino acids. The transcript is spliced from 2 exons. Gene Ontology annotation, biological process: proteasome-mediated ubiquitin-dependent protein catabolic process. Gene Ontology annotation, cellular component: proteasome regulatory particle; proteasome complex. The record is from RefSeq and is a predicted model, not a curated record.
UGCCUGUCAUUUAGGAGUUUGCAAAAUAAUUUUUACAUUGAAAGUAUCUUUUGCGUGAUUUUUGCACAAACAAAUUCCGGUUAAUUAAAAGUUUAUACAUAUAAAGAUUUUUAUAAACGGAAACGAAUUUGUUAAUAAGUUAUUUGUGAAAUAUUUAAGAAAUUUAACAAAAUGCCUUCAUCUGAAGUUUUGGUAAACAAAGUCAUUGUACAUCCACUUGUAUUGUUGUCCGUGGUGGAUCAUUUUAAUCGUAUGGGCAAGAUUGGAAAUCAAAAGCGUGUAGUGGGUGUUCUAUUGGGUUGCUGGCGGUCAAAGGGUGUUCUAGAUAUAUCCAACAGUUUUGCUGUGCCUUUCGAUGAGGAUGACAAAGAUAAAUCUGUUUGGUUUUUGGAUCAUGAUUAUUUGGAGAAUAUGUAUGGCAUGUUUAAAAAAGUCAAUGCCAAAGAACGUGUUGUGGGCUGGUACCACACUGGUCCCAAACUUCACCAAAAUGAUAUUGCUAUCAAUGAACUGAUAAGACGCUAUUGUCCCAAUUCUGUUUUAGUUAUUAUUGAUGCCAAACCUAAAGAUUUAGGUUUACCUACAGAAGCUUACAUAGCCGUUGAAGAAGUUCAUGAUGAUGGUUCUCCCACCAGCAAAACAUUUGAACAUGUACCCAGCGAAAUUGGAGCAGAAGAGGCGGAGGAAGUGGGUGUAGAGCAUUUGUUACGUGACAUUAAAGAUACCACUGUCGGUAGUUUAUCACAAAAGAUUACCAAUCAAUUAAUGGGACUGCGCGGUCUUAAGGCUCAGUUGGAUGAUAUAAAGAAUUAUUUGCAACGUGUUGGUGAUGGCAAGAUGCCCAUUAAUUAUCAAAUUGUCUAUCAACUACAGGAUAUUUUCAAUCUAUUGCCCGACAUUACAAACGAUCAAUUUACCGAGACUAUGUAUGUGAAAACAAAUGAUCAAAUGUUAGUGGUCUAUUUAGCCUCCAUGGUACGUUCUAUCAUCGCCCUACACAAUCUCAUCAACAAUAAAUUGGCUAAUCGUGAUGCUGAAGAGGGCAAAGAUAAGAAGUCCGAUGAUAAAACGAAAGAAAGCAAAGAAAAAGAAAACAAGGAUACCAAGGACAAAAAGGCCGGUUCUGAUACAGAAAAGACCGACAAGAGUAAGGAUGAUACAAAUACCAAGAGCAGUAAGAAAUAGGAGAGAAGAAAAAAGAAAAAGAAGCCUAGACGUAAAAAGAAACGUGACUGAGUAACGACUUUCAUCAUUUGCUAAUUUAUACUACAAAUAAAAAAACAAAACAAACUCCCAGGCUCUUUAUUCGUCAAAUACACAUUUCAAAUGCAAGCAAAAGAAAAAAAAAUAUUAAAAUAUUCAAAAAUUACCAUUAUUUCUUUAAGAAAAUACAUACAUAUUUAAAGGAAAGCGAAAAACAAGAAACCCAAAAACAAUCUUAUUGAAAAUAGUCUUCCGUGCAUCGGAACUAUUACUAUUUUCUCACCCGUAGUCUUUAUAAAAAAAAACAAAAUGCCUAUUCUACUAAUAAUAAAAAUGUUUGAAAACAAAAAGUAUUUGCUUUAAAGUUUAAACUUGAAAUUUUUUUGCUUUUCAGCGCUCGUUAUUAGGUGGCAUUUUGAUUUUGUAAACAGCCAUUUAAUGAAAAUAAAACAAAGGUAUACGUUUGUUGAAAAUUAUGAUCAAGAUGAUGAUA